This is a messenger RNA of Ogataea philodendri, 999 nucleotides long. RefSeq lists its product as uncharacterized. The transcript has a single exon. Gene Ontology annotation, cellular component: mitochondrial inner membrane. Gene Ontology annotation, biological process: potassium ion transport; proton transmembrane transport. The record is from RefSeq and is a predicted model, not a curated record. Bases 1 to 999 code for a protein of 332 amino acids. NCBI's taxonomy places the organism in Eukaryota, Fungi, Ascomycota, Pichiomycetes, Pichiales, Pichiaceae.
AUGAGUGUGCGCUUCGUUAGACCAUUCUCUGUGGGUAUUCGAUCCCUGAAACAACGGUACCCGUUGAUUGACACCCUAAGGGCGGAAACCAGAGCCCAUCCAAUUUACAUUGUUUGUUUGCCCAUCACCACCCGCAAGCUGUUUUUCUUCUGUCAGUACACGGAUCUCGCGCUUCCGGACGGAAAGGAAAGCCUGGACGCCAAGGCAACUAAAUGGGCCACAAGAGCAUGGAACAAGCUGGAACAGUCGCAAAACCGGGUCAACAAAGCGGUGGUGGACCUGGUGCAACGACUUUUGAAAGAAAUCCCCUGGACGGAGACCUGUUUCAGAUCAAUACCGUCCCAGAGCAAGAUCACGAGAUAUUUAAAGAAAUACCAGGAGACCGAGAAAGAGCACGAAUUGGAGAAACCACAAGAUCGCAAGCUCCACCCGAAGCAGCUGGCACAAUUAGACAUCAGCGCCGAGGAUUUGGAACAGAUCCCGUUGUAUUAUCCGUCGACUUUGCUAUCAAGCGAAACCAUUCACAACGAGCUCCGCAACGAGAUCACUAAAGGUGCCGAGUACCACCGCAAGUACAUGUUUCUGAACCUGGUGCUUCUGCCAUUGACACUACCGUUUGCAUUGAUUCCCGUGGUGCCCAACGUUCCUGGAUUCUACAUGGCCUAUAGAGCAUACUGCCAUUUCACAGCAUUGAACGGUGUCAAACAUCUGCGCUAUUUAUUGGAUCCUCAGGGAGGAGAGAACCACCAUCUAGAGAUGAUUGGGCUUGAGACGGCCCACAACUUGUUUUUGGAUGCAAAGCAUGUGGUUGUGCGGACCAACGUGCUCGACCACAUCGAGAAAAGUAGCGACAUGGAAAAACUGCUGCUAGACGAAGGCUCUAUCAAGACCAUCUGCGAGGCAUUUGGCAUCGAGGAAUUCGAACAGAACUUCCAUGUGGCAUUGUACCAGGAGCGCAAAAGACUGGCCCAAGAGGGCCUUGAACAAAAGGACUUGUAA